Messenger RNA from Closterium sp. NIES-67, 1560 nucleotides. The record is from the annotation of a GenBank genome assembly. Lineage: Eukaryota; Viridiplantae; Streptophyta; Zygnematophyceae; Desmidiales; Closteriaceae.
ACCUCUCUUGUUCCUUUCUCAGUUUCCAAUCUCUCUUUGCAGCAUAGCCGUGGGGAACAGCGGAGUGGAGGCGACAGGCUAUGGCCUCACGAUCAGUGGAGUGGCGCCAAGAGCCCGCCUGGCCGUGUACAAGGCAUGCUGGCUGCUCGAGGAUGGCAGCAGCGCGUGCGAGGCGGCAGACAUAGAGGCGGCGAUGAACCAAGCUGUGGCGGACGGAGUGGACGUCGUCAGCAUGUCGCUGGGGACGGCGCAGGGCGCGCCUCAGCUGAACGACUACCUCAGCCAGAUGUCCCACCUGCGCGCCUACCUCGCGGGUGUGGUGCUGGCCAUGUCCGCAGGCAGCAAUGGCCAGCCGCCCUACGAUGAGACCACGUGGCAGACUCUCCAGAACACCUCACCCUUCGCACUCACUGUGGGAAUCAGCACGGUGGCACGGCAGCAGGGCAAGCUGGUACUUCCAGACGGCAGCGAGGUGCGAGGCUACUCCCUCACUGACUUCGACCUACAGGCGCCGCUGCUCCUGCCGGCUCUGGCCGCUGCUGGCAGUGGUACCCACACGGGGCAAUCCACAGGGAGUGACUCUACAGGGACUGUCGCUCCUGGGAGUGAAGCAGCAGCAGCAGAAGAGGAGGAGGACAGCGAUCCCACACAGUAUUGUGUGCCCGGCUCCCUGGCCAGCUUGGACGUAGAGGGGAAGAUAGUGGUCUGCACAGCAGGGGGCGGGGUGAAAGUGGAAGAGGCAGUGGCCGAGGUGCAAGUCAGCAACGGAGCCGGGGUGGUGAUGGCGGGCGGCGACGACGAAACGCUUCCCUGUUUGAUGGCGGCUCGGCCCUCCCUCUUCUGCUGGUGCCACAACUCGUGGGACACCCCACCACCCCCCAUGGACCAUUGAUCCGUGUCUUUGGCACCAGCGGCAGGGCAACCCCUCAAGACAGCGCUCCGUCUUACACAACCAUCCAAAACUGGUGCCUCGAAGCCUUCGCUAAGGCUGGGCUCGACAACAGACACCUCGGCACCCACUCUUUUCGCAAGGGCGCAGCAACUGUGGCAGCUAACUUGGGGAUCCCCGACCGGCUCUUCAAACGACUCGGUCGCUGGCGCAGUGAUACGGCCAAAGAUCUCUACGUCACCAUUGCGCAGGACCAGCUCCUUGCGGCGUCCACGCGCAUCCAAGACGCUUCCGCCGCUCCGUCGCCCAGUCACCACCCGUUGUCUAUCAAGCGACAUCGCCAGCCCCUGCUACACAUGCCUCAGAAGACCCAUAUGAAAUGAAGCACGCUGCCUUUGCCAAGAUGACCCAAGCAAGCUUUCACGAUAUGUAAUUUUUUGAAUGCGUGUAACGCUUUAUGAAAAAUUUGUAUACUGAAAGUGUAGCGAGGGCCAACGCAGCAAGGACAGCGUCGAAGCGCUACUCACCCUCUUUUGCCUACAAAAGAGGGACGUGAGGCCAUUCGACCUCACCCACGUUCUUCAUUUCUAGUUCCAGUUUCGUUUUCCAGUUCUCGUCCUACCGUAUUCCCCCGUAUAAAACACCCGCCGGAAUUAAGCUUCCCCGGGUAG